Scylla paramamosain (green mud crab) is the source of this 10513-nucleotide messenger RNA. RefSeq lists its product as uncharacterized. NCBI's taxonomy places the organism in Eukaryota, Metazoa, Arthropoda, Malacostraca, Decapoda, Portunidae. Gene Ontology annotation, molecular function: ubiquitin protein ligase activity. Gene Ontology annotation, biological process: ubiquitin-dependent protein catabolic process. The transcript is spliced from 3 exons. Bases 328 to 1818 code for a protein of 496 amino acids. Gene Ontology annotation, cellular component: ubiquitin ligase complex. The record is from RefSeq and is a predicted model, not a curated record.
UGUGAAGGUCUCAUGAAAGAAAGCCGAGAGAAGGGAGAGGAAAAGAAAUGAUCAGAGCCUUGCAGAUUUUCACAGAGAAAGUGGAAUACACAUGUUUAUGAUUUGUGAAAGUUUUGUGUAACAUGGAAUCUGCUUGGUAAAAGAUUAUUUUCUUCCUGAGGAAAUUUCUGUGACUUGAGUGUCUGUGAAGUGUGCUGCAUCAACCCCACACUCAGUGACCAGGCAUAAGAUGUCUGCUUGCUGCCAGAUAAUGGGGAUUAGUCCAAAGACUGUGGGUGUUCCUGAAGGAAACUUUAAUUAUGAAUUAUUUAUGCCUUAAAAGAUGACAUGUUGCCUUCCACUUCCUCCCCAGUAGAGGCCGCACCAACCCCCGUCUCUCCCUCCGCUCCUCUCCCCUGCCAGCCUCAAUAUGUAGGUCCAGUCAAGGAGGGUGCAGUGAGAGAUGACCACCUGCCACCCCAUCCGGCAGAUCUGGGAAUGUGUGGUGCCGAGGAGGGCAGUCAGGAGGGGAGGGUAACUAAUCCCCCGCCAGACCUGUGCACUCGGGACGGCCCCAACUCACAGAGACAUGGGAACAGAGCUCAGUGCGUGGAAGAGGCUGUAGGUGGAGCCGCCAUUGCUCAAGGUACCUGUGAUUAUGAAUAUGCAUUAAGUGAUUCACACUGUGGGGGAGAGCGAGUGGACAGCAUGGAGGAGGGUGCCUGUGGUGUAGCUUCCUCACAGCACCGCCCAGAGGAGGCCCUGCACUGCACUGAAGACAUGAUGUGCAGCCCCAAAGCCGCUCUUCCAGACCUAUGUGACACAAGUAGUGGAGCAAGAAGCAGAACAAAUUACAAGAUCACCAGUAAUACCGUCUCUGUGGAGGACAUGCAGUGUGAGGUGCCAGGGGAAGCAGGCAGCAGUCAGGCGCUGGAGAGCUGCGAAGGCAUUCACAGGUCAGACAGAGAGAGGGUGUGUGAGACUUAUGAGGGUGACGUCAGGGAGGUUCACGAUUCCAAUUUGAAAAACAACAUUCCCAGAGGUGCGUUGGAGUUGGAAGGUGGAAUGGAGGGAGAACCAAUGGUAGCAGACAGUGUUGAUGGCAUUCCUGUAGAAUUAAAUAAAAACUUUGAAAACAGAAAUGCAGAAAACAGAGACGAGCCUCCCCAGAGUGGCUGUGAUGUGAUAGAGACCAGUGAUGCUUACAUGGACAGUUGUGGCGAUGUGAAUGAUUCUCACAGCCUUGAGAUGGCAGUGGGCCCCCUGGAGAACUACCUUAUACACGAUAACCAGCAGAUUUCCCUGGUAGCGUGUGGCAUCACGCAGUGCGACCCAACCCUGCAGCAGGACAUGGCCGUGGCAGAAGCUCCAGACACGGGUGACGGCAUGAGCUUGAUCAAGUACAACCUCCACCACUCCAGCCAUCCAAUGUACGACAAGUGGCCAUGUUACUUCUACAUCACUGAGGAACACCUGCCAAACUUUACCAUAGACUCCCAUGGCAGACAUAUUGGAUCUGACACUCCUCCCAUGUUCUUCCCCACCCCGUCUGUCAGCCGGCCGGCAUCCAACUUGACGGAAGAAGAGCAGGUGAAGAUUGCCAAGCGGAUGGGCCUCAUUACUCACCUGCCUUGCGGUAUAUUUGACGGCACCAAGAAGAGUGGAGAGUGUGUGAUAUGCAUGAUAGACUUCUCGGUGGGUGACCGGGUGCGUUACCUGCCGUGCAUGCACACCUACCACACUGAGUGCAUCGACGACUGGUUGAUGCGCUCCUUUACCUGUCCCUCCUGCCUUGAGCCUGUUGAUGCCGCACUCCUGAACACAUACGGGACGAGCUAGCGUGUGCCGCCGCUGCCGGGGUGUGCUGUGCUGUCCUUUCUUACUGAUUCACUGUUGAUAUUGGUAUUUUACUCUGAGUGUCGGAGUGCUGGACUGGGUGACUGUGUCUGGAGUUCAUGUCUGUAAUAUAAAAAAAAAAAAAACUAUAUUCUCUAAUCACAGACGUUGUUAUUGCUUUUUGGUUAAAUUUGAAUCCAAAAGGUAUGUAAAAUUUGUAUAGUAUAUAUAUAAUAUACUUAAAAUGGAGUUAAGUAUGGGAUUUCAGUGGAACUCAUCUGCAGAAGACUGUGUUGAUUCAGUUUUGUGUUUGUCAUCUUGGUUGUCAUGUGAUGAGUUUUGGAGAUGAAGAGCUUGGAAGGAAGUCACACAUGAAGCCCAGCAUGAAAGAUUAAACUUUUGAAUGAUGAUUAGUAAAGAGUCAAGGAUACUCAUGUGUGUGUUAGGUAGCAGAGUGUGGCAAGAGUGUGGGAAUGAUGUUUUCUUCAUUACCAUAUAAGACUUGACAUGGCGUAUCUUGUAUCAAAGUGUAUUUACAGCAACACUAUUGAGAAUAUUUAGCUUUUCUUGAGCUCUAAACAACAACAAACUUGUUCCUUUAUCAGAUGUACAUUAAGGAAAACUUUACUCUUUAUUUUCAAGUUUGAGUGAUUACUUUGCUUACCAGGCGCCUUCUUUUUAAGUGAGAUGAAAGACUCGGUAGAUCAUUUACCAGGAAAUGGCUUGGUAAAGAUAAAAACAGGAACUUUGAGGACAUAACAUCUAUAUACUCUUCACUCACACAUAAGAGAGUUUGAGUGAUUGUUUUGCUUGCCAGGUUCCUUUUUAUAGUGAAGAGAAAAGCUCUGUAAAUCACCUAUUAGGAAAUAGCUUGAAUAAAGAGGGCAACACUUAUCCACCUCACUCAUACAUUACUAAGGGGACUGACAAGCUAGACUGACUUCGUAUGACACUGACAUCAGUAUAUUCUUCACUUGCACAUUACUGAGAACUGAUAAGCUAGACUACAAAGACAUAAAUUACUUUGUACAACACUGACAUCGAUAUUCUCCUCACUUGCACAUUACUGAGAGAACUGACAAGCUAUACCACAAAGACGUCAGUGUGUAGCAAGGACACACAGCAUCCCCAAGCCAGCAUCAUCAGCAGCAUAUCACAUUAUGGGGAGCAGAGUCAGGCUUUGCAGUCCCGUCUUUCAGUUCACAAAGGAGAGCAUUGCCCAAAGGAUAAUGUUUUCCUUUGACCCCAUGAAUCUAACUGUAGAUAUUUGUUGUACUAUAAGUUCCAAUAGUUCCUCUUUUCAUGGGCAUUCAGUUUUGUCCAUUGAUACAUAGUUUACUUUUAGUCAACUGUCCUGAUGAGAUCUGGUACUGGGGAGUAUAUAAUAUAGCACUUUCAUGACUCCCAGGUAAUCAUUCUUGCAAAGCUGGUUGUGCCUUAGCUUUCCAUUAGUAUUCCUUUAUGACUAGCAUGGUGUUCCUCAAGGAUAUUCUUACACUCACAGUUCUUCAAACAUAUCAUUACUUUUCCACAGCAACUAAAAAUCAUCCCUUGACAGCCACUUUGUCUUCCGCCACAGAGUCACUCCCUGUGUGUCACUUUUGUUCUCAUCGCACCUCAUGAUCUCAGUUAUCUGGUGCUUCUUCCUCUCAUUAAUCCACUUCUUUACUACCCAGGAAAUGCAAUAAUUGAUCCCUAAAACUGUGAGUCUGAGAGGAAUGCAGCCUUUUCUUUUGCUUCACUGAAAUGAUUAACAAGUAUUUAUAUGAUCACAAAUAAUGCAUUUUUUUUUAUUUUAGAUUGGGAGUAAUAUUUUUAUCUGAUAUGCUUUGUGUAUAUGUAGUACUAAAAAAAAUAUGUAUGCUUGCCUAGAAAUUGGCUGCAAUUAGUUAGAUAGUAUUUUCAAGCUCUUAAGUUGAUAGACCACGUGCUAUUAUAACCUUCAUGCAGCAGAUGGUUAUGUAGUCGGACACUGUUUUAAUCCAGGGAAGCAUCACAACCUCCUCGGAUCUUGGUUUUAUUGGCGUCACAAAUCACAAUCUGGCAUUAACUACUAGGGAUCCUUGUAAUGUCUGGAGCGUUCAGUGUACUAAACCAGCGUCACCUCUUUAAGACACUAAUCUUUGUCGUAGUAUAUUUGAACCUAGUCAUAAAGUAAUGGAAUGGAUGAUAACGAUGAUGAUAUUGGUUAUUUUUAUUCAUUCAUUUAUCUUUUAUUUAUCUUUUAUUUAUUUUCCUCGUGUUAUUGAAGUGGUAGAAAGUAAAGUUGUUGUUGGUUUUGUUGAUUAACCACACACAUAUCUGACAGUAUUUUGUUUAUUUAUGAAUCCAAGUAUAUUUUAUGGUAAUUAAGGAAACAUCAUUAUGCAUAGGAUGAAGUAUUGGGGAUGCCUAGUGAGGACCUCUAUCAUUAUAUUUCCUUUUGAUUAUUAGCUGGAAUUAUUGGUGCAUCCUCAUUAACCUUCAUGGAACUAUUACUUUGAGUCAUGGCUUGAAUCUAAGUCACUGUUGUGUGAUAAUAUCCAUAUUUACUACUUUAUUUUCUCUCUUUAUUUGAGUACCGUAAGAUAUCACAUAGUCAAAUUAUGUUUCAGUUGUGUACAGUAUCUAGACUAGUUUGUAAGAAGACAUCAAGCUUAUAUUUUGUAUGUUGAAUUCAGUCUGUUAAACCUUUGGUCUUAAAUCAAGUUGUAAAUUUUCUACAUCCGUGUUUUACAGGAAUUUGUGUGUUUUUUCGUAGAAUUUGGAUGAUUUCAUGGUUCAAAAAUAGAGAAGUGUACAUUGACGUUUCUCUUCAGUGUAAUGUAGUAUGUUUAGGUAAAUUUCAGAAUUCCCUUAUUGUGACAUUUAUAUAAAACUUAGCCUAAAGGAAAUUUCAUGCAGUAAAUUUUUAGAAUGAUAAAGUAGAUAAAAAGAAUAAUUCAUAGUUGUGAGUCCCAACACCAAGAUGUUUGCCAAGAGAACCAGAGAAAAUGCCUUCUGUGUGAUGGUUGAACCUCAGCUUAACAGAACUAGGGUGGCACAGAGCCACUGUUGUGUUUGACAGCAGGAGGUGGAAAUAUAAGAAACAUUGCUUUGUUCCACUAUAAGAUAUGACUAUGACAAGAUUUGAUAAAUAGGAAAUGACAGAGACACAAAAAUAUUUUCACUUCUUUCAUUGUGCAAAGUGCCAGCAGUGCUGGAAAGUGUUCACUUCAUCAAGAAGUAACUCUCUUUAUCACAAAAGUGAUGAAAGAGAAUCUAUUCAAUAAUGAUACAAUUUGACACUGUGCUAAAUACUUUGGAAACAGCACCUGCAUGUGGCUGGUGGCCUUGCAGUGUUUUAAAAGUUUAAAGUUUCACCUCAUAAUGGAUACAGUAUUUGUGCAAAUUCAUAUCAUGAGGCAUUGCAGUGUGUGCAGCAGAGGCAAGAGUUUAGUCAAGUCAAUAAAAUGUUUGACAUGGUAGUGGUGACAUGUAGUAAAUGGCAGCUUUAAUUAUUUAUUUAUUUAUUUAUUUAUUUAUUUUUUCACAUGAGCUACAAACCUGUUGAGCUCACGUUCAACCUCCUCCAGGAGACACAUGCAGCGUGUUAGUUACAGGCUCAUACAAUUAUUGGCACUUGUACUGUAUUCCACGUGCUUUAUAUAUAUAUAUAUAUAUAUAUAUAUAUAUAUAUAUAUAUAUAUAUAUAUAUAUAUAUAUAUAUAUAUAUAUAUAUAUAUAUAUAAGCUUAAAUAAUAACAUUGUUUUCAAGUUUUCUAAAUCACCUUUCAUUGGCAACAAAUAUAUAUCAAAUAUUGUAAGUACAAUAUGGACUGAGUAAAGUUGCAAACAAUGUAGUAAGACACUGAAGGGGUCAAGAGUGAAGAGGCUGGGGAUAAACUACUCAUGAGUUCAUUCUUGAAGCAAGAUGAGUGCAGAGUGUCUGGCUGGUUGGUGGGUCAGAAGGGAAGGGAAAUUUGUUGCUCUCAGCAUGAAUAAGACACAGUGUUUAGGCAGUAAAUAAUUCUUAUGGUAGUAAUAUAUUUAUGAGUGAACCAUUGCACUGUUCUCAGAGGCAUUAAGACAGGGAGGGUCUUCACCACAGGCCUACUGUGCUGUUUAUCUUGGACUUCAGAAUGGCAUUGUACUUUUAAAUUUUAACCAUUGAGGUGGAUGACCUGGACUCAAGAUGGACUGAGUAAGAGUAUGUGCAGCAGCAGCAGCAGCAGCAGCAGCAACACCAGUCUCUAUACACUUUAACAGUAAAUUGUAUGUGCCUUAGUGUUGAGUUGUAAUUGUACUUGGUAGUGGAAGUGGUGGUGGUGGCUUAGGGCAAAACUGAUCAAGAAAUUUCAUGAUGUUGAUAAUGGAUAAUUAUUAUGUUGCAUUUCUUGAUCUUUGUAAAAAGUGAUGUGCUCCAUUGCUAGCUGCUAGCCAACCACUUGUUGAUUUAAAUAUUAAUUGUAUUUGGAAAAAAUGUUCAUUGGAGCACCUGUUCAAAAGUGGAUGUCAUAGACUUCAUGCCAAGUUACAAAACAAACAUUCCUGAUGUGUAUUACAUAAACCUGCCAAGUAAUUCCAGAUCAUAAGUUGACAAAUUCCAAAUUGUUGUGACUUAUUUGUAGCCUUAAAGAGAGAGAGAGAGAGAGAGAGAGAGAGAGAGAGAGAGAGAGAGAGAGAGAGAGAGAGAGAGAGAGAGAUGACAAUCAGACAUCUUGUAGUCAAAAUUUGUGAUUUAUUGCUAAAACCAAAGUGUUAAAUGAAUCCAAUAAUUUGUGUGUGUGUGUGUGUGUGUGAGUGAGAGAUUUGUCCUCUGCCUAGGUCCAUCCAUGCCUCACCUGCUCUUAAUAAUUAGGGACAAAGGUAAAAUUGAAAAGGUAUCUUCACUUUUGGCGCUUGAAGGAGUCUGUGGUAAAAGAAAAAAAAAACUAAUUACUGAUAGGGAACUCAUGAAAGAUGUAGUGAUGACACUGCUCUGGAUUUUGUCAUAGAGAGAAUGCAUCUAUCCAGGGCACUGCAUCCAAAUUAUAUGCAUAGAUGUAUGACAUAUAGAACUGCGAUGCAAUUGAGUUAUAUAAAGCACUGAAUUAAAGUCAAAGCCACUUGUUGUUUUUCACUGCUUUAAUUUCUUUGCUUAUAAAGGAUUUUUGUGUGUCGGAAAUGAAGUUACAGGAGGGGUUUUUAAGUGUGAUGAAAAGGAAAGUUCUCUUGCUUGUACAGUGUGGUGUGGGAACUUUCUGAAAUGCAGGAGAACUAAGUGGUGAAUAUUGACAUGUUUUGGUGUUAUUGAUACAAGGUGGAUCUAAAUGAGGAGGGAAAGUUUGUAAGAUGCAGAACUAGGCAUGGAAUAUUGAUUUUUUUGUGUGUAAAAAGUUAAAUAUAUGUAAAGGAAAGUGUGGGAGGGGAUGAUUUGCUAUUAUUGGUAGAAGAUGAAUAUAAAGAAAAAAUGUUUGGCUGAGAAGACUUCACAAACAUCAGUUUGUAAAUAAGGUUCAUUAUCAUGUAACUCAGAAGUGUGGUUUUCAUUAAUUAUGUUCCAGAAACACAAAUAUAUAUGUAGCUAUCAGCAGUUUAUAGUCUGUAAAUGUUAACUAGGAGACAAGCAGUUACAAGCCAUUCAGAAUGACUUCCUAUGCCUCUCAUGUAGACAGCAUCACCUUCAUACUCUGUAGCAAAUAUCAUCCCAUCAACAUGCACACCCACUGACAUCAAUUAUUCCCUUUGUGUCAGAUGAAUUAUCAUACCAAGGUUAUGUUUGAUUUUGUAUUUUUUCUGUUAAUAUCGCAUUCUCUUAUUACUGUUCAGUUCUCAUGCCACUGCACCAGACAACCACAGCUGUCUGGUGACUCUUUCCAACUUCCUAUUCACCUCAAGUCAAGUGGUUGAGGUGCUGAAGGAAGGAGGGACGGGAGAGUGAAUGCACUGAGGUGUGGGAAUGGCUGCUGCUGUGGUCUGAACCCAUCACCUUUCCAUAUGACCUUUGAUGUUUGGCACUUCAUUGAUUCCCAUGAAUAAACCCCAUCAUCUGCCAACCCUCUGUCACUUCCUUAUUAUUGUGGGACCUUAAGUCAGUCAGUCAGUGAACCUCUCGCUUUCUAAGUUUUUAAAUUUGCUUUUGCUCUUUUAUAUUUUGAUGUUGCCUUGCAUUGUGUGGUGGAAAGUGUGGCGGCACAGCACGGCCCCAUGUACCAUGAUAAAUUUGACAUUUGCUCAUGCCAGUCUCCACCUCUAGUGUCUUGGCACAAACAGGCCAGGAAAAGUAGAGCAUAUACAUAUUCUCAUAGAUGCAUUUGUUGGGAAAUACUGAAGUAGAAGUUAAUGAAACAUGCCAUCUUGUAAGGCAAGCAGCUUUGUUUUUUUCUGCCUGCUGUUGUAUUUUUUUUUGUGUCUGAUGACAUUGUUGGUGGGAUAUUAUUUGAUAAAGACUUCUUGUAUGUACGUAUGUCUUUGACUAGGCACAUAAUGUUACCUGCAUGGUGUGUAGCUGACUCAUGCAGUCCUGGAGUCAUCAGACAUCACCAUAAACACUUCUUGGAUCUGUUGUUUCAGUCCACAUGUGUCUGAGUCACAGCACAUGUGUUUUGUUAUGGAGGACUCUGUUAUGUCAUGGAGAAAAGUAAAAAUGCUGCAACUGUUUAAGUCAUUAAGAAAUGUGUUAAUUGUUUGUUAAGGGAUCAGCAAUCUCAAUAUUUGUGCCUCACACUGACGGUUGCACCUGUGUUCCAGUUCACUCUUGUGUCAUGAACAAUGAUUUGCCGUGCUUUGAAAUCUGUACGUUUGCAGCUAAAAUUCUUAAUGUGACACUCCCAGGUGCAUAUUUGCUGUAUAAAAAAGAGAGACCUUUUAAUUAUUUUGCUAUACAGUAUGGAACUAUUUCAUCAGUAUGUAUGAUAGCCAUAGCUUGUAGUAUUGCUAGACAGAUUUUUGUAUGACAAAAUUUUGUAUUAUCAAGUUAAUGUACAUUAAAGCCAUGAAUAAGAUGUUAGGCAAUAUAACAUGUACAAUUAAAAUUUUUAUUUGGUAUAAGAAUAGUAAAUGGAUCAAUUACUAGACUGUUUCCAUUGUACUUAAGAAAACUUUAAGGUUAAUAUUUGAAUGACCCUUCAUAGGUGUGGGUGUCGUGCUCGGGCCAUGGCCUGGUCACGGCGGGGCUUCCUGGCAUGGGAGGUACUGUGCUGGGGGAGGCGAUUCCCUUGGAGAGACUCUGCAGGCAGUUGUAUUUAAUUAGAGUAGAGAACUUGGCAUUUCCAUCAGCGUAAUGUUGCUUUUCAAUCUGGUACUGUACUGAGAGAGGCACAUUUGUCCUUGGCUUCAUCAACGUCCUGCAGAUAACUGUAGGGUUUGUAAUUGUCCCAUGCCACUGUUUUCUGAAAGGCAAAGUAUUUUAGAAGUCUGCUGUUUCAUAAUGUAGGAAUGCAGCCGUGAGGUGAAUUAUAUCUAUAUAUUCCUGCUCAUAAUUGUUAUGAUGUACUGAGUAAAUAAGUUUGAAUGUAGAAGCAUUAUUCAUGAAAUGUCAUAUGGACAAGUGGCAAAAAAAUGUACAUGAGAAAUAAUGAAAAAAUCACCAUUGUCAGUUAUCCACACACCAGGCAUCUGCCCUCACAUAUUGAUCAUUCCUAUAUUCCUGUUUGUAGCAGCACCAGCAGCAGCACCAGCAGCAGCACAUGACACCUGAUAUAGAAUUAUGAUAUGGUGGUGCUGCAGUGUGGCACAAGUUACAAUGUCAGUGUUGAUAUCAGUACUGUCCAAACAGCACAGCAAAGCAAGCCAGCACAGGACCUUCCAAUAGUCCAUAUGCAUAACAGACCCAGAUCACAAGACAUUGGUCAGUAAAAAUGCACAGAGUGAGGGAGACACCUUGGUGUGUGGACACUUGACUCAUGACUCAUAUACAAUGUCAAGGCUUGAUACCUUCCUGAAUGAAGUAAUGCACAUUGUAUCUUCCCAUUGUUGAAUGUCAGGAUGUAAAGAAUGAACAAUUCAGAUAUCUGGUGGCUCAUUUGAAGUAUAUAUUGCUUUUCUUAUCAUUGAGAAAAAAAUGGAUCAUCUUUCAUGCUAAAAUUUCAGAGGAUAAUGUUUGUAUUCUAGGGACAGAGGAUAUGGAGCCCUGUGACAAGGAGGUGACAAUAAUUGUUUUGCCAAGUGCUGAAAUGUGAUUAAUAAUGUAAGGUGUGUCUUGCAGUAUUGCAUGAAUAUGUAUACUAUUCAUCAGAGGAUAUUGCAGCCAGACUUGAUCCAUAACAAUGUGAUAAUUGCUUGAACUGAGGAACCUGGUUUUCAUUUCAUACAUUGAGCUUUAAUAUAGACAUUAGCAAUCAGUGUUGUAAAGUUGCUAAAUUAAGUAAGUAAAGCUCUUGAAAAAACUUAUUUGACUGAAUUAUAUGCCUUACUCUUUUCUAGAUACUUAACUAUCUGUGCCGUUUUCUUGUACUCUGCGUGUGUCUGGUAGGACUGAUAGGAAUUAAAGAAUGUUGUCUUAUUUGACCAACUUUUUGUGUAUCAGUAAAAAGUUGUUUAUUUGACUGCAUCUUUUUUGUAUUAGUAAAAAGUUGUUUGAUUUGACUGCAACUUUUUGUAUCCAGAUUAAUCUAAAGUAUUUUCAGUGUAUCUAUUCUAUUAAUUCCAUGAGAUAAUCUAUUAUUUUUCCUUAUCUUCCUUGUAACUUGAUGACAUGUCUUACUUGUAUCUCUUGUUACUGAACUGCAUAUAUUAAAUUAUUUUAAACCUUUCAUAA